This is a messenger RNA of Monosiga brevicollis MX1, 678 nucleotides long. RefSeq lists its product as uncharacterized. The record is from RefSeq and is a predicted model, not a curated record. Gene Ontology annotation, cellular component: nucleus; chromosome. NCBI's taxonomy places the organism in Eukaryota, Choanoflagellata, Craspedida, Salpingoecidae. The annotation marks the transcript as partial. The transcript has 5 exons. Gene Ontology annotation, biological process: reciprocal meiotic recombination; meiotic recombination checkpoint signaling. Gene Ontology annotation, molecular function: ATP hydrolysis activity; ATP binding.
UUGCUCCCCUCUGUGCGUUUUCGAGAUCUUUGGGAGAGCUUGGUGUACGAUGGUGCAAUCCAGCAAACACUCUUGCGCUAUGCGCUCUCCAUUCUCCACUUUAGUGACCGCGGCGUCAACCCCAGCCUCGUGGCCUGGAACAAGACAAUCCUGCUUCACGGUCCUCCGGGUACCGGCAAGACCUCGCUAUGCAAGGCCUUGGCUCAAAAACUCUCCAUCCUCCUGAGCCCACGUUAUGUGCACGCCCGUCUGGUAGAGAUCAACAGCCAUUCCCUCUUUUCCAAAUGGUUUUCGGAGAGCGGCAAGCUCGUAACCCGACUGUUCGCUCAGGUUCGCGAGUUGGCGGCCAACGAGCAAACCUUGGUAAUCAUUCUCGUCGACGAGGUGGAGAGCUUGGCAGCGGCUCGCUCAGCCUCGGUCAACGGCUCAGAACCAAGUGAUGCCGUUCGAGUGGUCAAUGCACUGUUGACGCAAAUUGACCAGUUGUCCUAUUUUCCGAAUGUGAUGCUGUUGACCACCAGCAAUCUCGCCGGAGCAGUUGAUGUUGCCUUCGUGGAUCGAGCGGACCUCAAAAUUCACGUGGGGCCACCGUCUCUGGCCGCUCGAUACCGCAUUCUUCACUUGGCUUUGAGUGAGCUUGUGCGCAAAGGCAUUGUCAGUACAGCGCAACAGCUCGAC